Messenger RNA from Harpia harpyja (harpy eagle), 3398 nucleotides. It is a transcript of the gene FICD, whose product is annotated as FIC domain protein adenylyltransferase. The record is from RefSeq and is a predicted model, not a curated record. Lineage: Eukaryota; Metazoa; Chordata; Aves; Accipitriformes; Accipitridae. Bases 300 to 1742 code for a protein of 480 amino acids. Gene Ontology annotation, molecular function: protein binding. The transcript is spliced from 3 exons.
CGGCUGAAGGGGAACAGGGGGGUCUGGGGGCGGAUUUCCACACCGGGAGGACGCGCAGGAGCCUGGAGCCUUUGCCUUCAGGGGUCGCAGGGCUGGAGGAGGGCUGGGAGCUGGGGGAGGGAGGAGGUGGGUAGCUGCACCAUACAUGUACGGGACAGAGCUCCUUCAAUCCCUGCAGAGCCCGGUGCCCAUGCUGCUCAUGGGCAUCAAGGUCUCCUGCUGCUGCUGCUGUCACAUUAACGUGUAGCGGAUCCCAUAAGGAUUUGCGUUACGCUGAAUACUGCGCACACCCUGCCCUGAUGUGCUUAGAGGUGGCAGGCAAAGGUGGGAGCAGUGGGAAAGGAGAUGUUCCUCGUGUCUGUGCUGGAAGCAGGAUGAAUCUCGUGUCUAUGGCGACAGAUCCCGAGUUGAAAUGGAUAACCCUGUGGGUCCGAAUCAGGUGGGCGGCUGUGCUCGUGCUCCUUCUGGGCUCGCUCGUGAUGCUGCUGCUCCCGUUGGCUGCUGUGGAAGACCAGUGCCACGCAGUGCUCAAAGGACUUUCCUUCCUGAAAAGUAAACUGGGUGCGGGCUCCUCGGGGGUCACCAGAUACACGGGACAAACAACUGGGCUGAGCGUGACCUCCAAUGGGCUGGAGCUGCUGGUGCUGAAAGGCAAAGCCUCCCCAGAAGUUAAGUUAGAAGCCAAAGCAGCUCUGAAUCAAGCCCUCGAGAUGAAGCGCCAAGGAAAGCGGGAGAAGGCCCACAAACUCUUUGUGUAUGCCCUCAAAAUGGACCCUGAUUAUGUGGAUGCCCUGAAUGAAUUUGGUAUCUUUUCUGAAGAGGAAAAAGACAUUCUUCAAGCUGACUAUUUGUACUCUAAAGCACUAACCAUUUCACCCUGCAACGAGAAGGCUUUGAUCAAUCGGGACCGGACGCUACCUUUAGUUGAAGAGAUAGAUCAGAGGUAUUUUAGCAUUAUUGACAGCAAAGUUAAAAAAGUGAUGGCAAUCCCCAAAGGUAAUUCUGCCCUGCGCCGAGUGAUGGAAGAGUCCUAUUAUCACCACAUCUACCACACGGUUGCUAUUGAAGGGAACACUCUGACGCUGUCAGAAAUACGACACAUCAUUGAGACCAGAUACGCUGUUCCUGGAAAAAGCUUAGUGGAGCAGAAUGAAGUGAUUGGCAUGCACGCAGCUUUGAAAUAUGUCAAUACCACGCUAGUAUCGCGGAUAGGCUCUGUAACCAUCAGCGACAUCUUGGAGAUACACCGGAGAGUGCUGGGCUAUGCCGACCCAGUGGAGGCAGGACGGUUCAGGACUACUCAGGUGUUUGUAGGACAUCACAUACCACCACAUCCCCAAGAUGUUGAGAAACAGAUGCAGGAGUUUGUGCAGUGGAUUAACUCAGAAGAUGCCAUGAGCUUGCACCCUGUGGAAUUUGCUGCGUUAGCCCACUACAAGUUGGUUUACAUCCAUCCAUUUGUAGAUGGCAACGGAAGGACCUCGCGCCUGUUAAUGAACCUCAUACUAAUGCAGGCAGGCUACCCGCCCAUCACAAUCCGCAAGGAGCAACGGGCCGAGUAUUACCAUGUCUUAGAAGUAGCCAACGAGGGCGAUGUAAGGCCUUUCAUACGCUUUAUUGCUAAGUGUACUGAGACGACUCUGGACAUGUUGCUCAUUGCUACCACAGAAUACUCCGUGGGCUUACCUGAAGCAGAUGGCAGCACUGCUGGAUGCAAACAAACUAUCCCUGUCAAGACCUGAGGGUUGUGGACAUUCAGGAGCCAGUGAACACGUGGAAGAACAGAACGCCAAGCCACUCAGUAUUCCUGCUGGGAAAUAACUCAACAGGUGUCACUUUUUAGCAUUUCAUUUAUUUAAAGUGUCUUACAUUGGAUUAAAUUAAUAUAAUUUAUUUAUAUACAUAAUGCCAAGUUGAAAUGUGAACUGUUGAUGUUGACUGUGCACUAUAACUUGCUUGUGCUACUGGAAGGAGGUGGGGAGAGGUGGCAGAGGGGCUCAACAAGCUGAAGCAGAAUUUAGCUUCUCCUUAAAAUUAAGCUUUGACAAGCCACUUCAAUCACUACCCUUCACCUAGUCAGUCAACUGCAUCGUCUUAUCUUGUCAAGGAGCUGCUAGGCAAGACAAAGUCUUAACUGAGUUGUUGCUUUUGUGUUACCUCUUCCCUGUUGUUCAUAAAAAAAAAAAAACAAAAACCAACCCCCAAAACACAACCCUUGCAGUAACAGCACUUUCCCAGCUAUAUUAAUCAGACUCUUUCCUGUCAGUCAUACAAGUUUGACAGUACUGAUCAGGAAGGAGGCUAAACUCCAGUUCAGCAAAGGCAUCUCUUCCCUCCCACUUCUGUUUUCACUAGCACUUUGCAUGUUUACUUUCAGUUGCCUUUCUUAGGGUGAGUUUUGUAGAACAAGUGGGAAGUAUUAUUUGGUUUAAGAUUACAGAUGAUGUGACUGAACAAGAGAAGAAAUGCUCUCUGACUUACUUCACUGAACUACGGGGUGCUUUUGCUGUACUUCAGACAGAAGGACUACCUAGCACUGAGGCUUUGCCUCAGAGCCCAGGAAGCCCUGGGAAACUGCAACUGUCCUUAUACGUUUCAGUUCAGGGUUUGAAAAGAGCUUGCUUCUGCAAAGCUGUGGGCAGAAAAGGUUAUUAUACAUAACUAUGAGACAAUUAUCAAUUUAUUAUUUAUCAAUUGUGCCAUUUUGGUAAGAAUGUGUUACCAAAACCUUCAGUUUCUUCAAUCUACACAAGAGAACUUUUCACAAUUAAUUACUAGGUCAUCUUAUUACUGUGAUAAAUGCGUCAAGAAUCCCAUGAAGCCUCUUUGUGUUGCAGUGGCAGUUAGUGUAGUACCUGAAAGCUGCUGUGCAAUUCAAAGCAGCAUACUUUAUCUUUGUUUUUAAGGUAAAAGCACCUGCAGCCUAACAUAGAAGAAUAGCUCCCUACACCCCUGCUUGGCAGUUGUGCAACAGCAUAAUUGAUCCCAACAAACAUCUCUGAGGUCAGAAAACUUCCAUUCAAUCCAGUUUAGAGUGCUGUGAAGCUUAAACCCUUUGCAAAACAGCAUAAGCUGUUAGACUGUCCCAGGCCAGUGUUAAGUUUCUUCCCUUCUAACUCUCUCUUACUUGCAAGGUAGUUAGGACACAUUUUAUACAAGCAGACAAUAGGACAAGACUGGGAGUUCUCUAUAUGCUAUGGCACCACUCCAUGCUUAUGUACCAAUUACUGCUGACAGGGAAAGCAAAUAAUAAAUGAGGAAGGUUGUUCUGUCCUUACAAAGUGUGCUUAUUUUUGUAGUGCAAGGUGAAUAUAAAUAAAAUCUGCACUUUAGAGCUCGGGGGGAAAAAAAGUAUGUUAUUUUAGUAACAGAUUAAUAAACUAUUUUAAUAUUAAAAA